Closterium sp. NIES-67 is the source of this 4639-nucleotide messenger RNA. NCBI's taxonomy places the organism in Eukaryota, Viridiplantae, Streptophyta, Zygnematophyceae, Desmidiales, Closteriaceae. The record is from the annotation of a GenBank genome assembly.
GCUCUACCCAUUCCGCCCCUCCUGUCCCUGCUGCCAGGGCUGCUGCCGGAGCAUCCAUUUCGCCCAGCCCCCCGCGACCAUCCCUCCUGUUUGGGGCGGACAUAAGUGCCGCACCGGCUCAAGCACAGGCAAGGGGGCUGGCAGGGAAGGCUGCAACUGGGUGCAUCCACGGGACUCCCGCACUGCCAAAUUACCUGCACACCCGCUCGCUUUCCGCCAGUUGCGGCCACCGUUGUGAGCAAUCUUAUGCAACAGCAGGAAGCAAUACUCCCCGAAGGCAAUCCUACGUGGGCAAAUUAAGUCGAGCCGUGCUUCCUCCCAGUCAAGGUGGCGCCGGUGGGGCUAUGUCCGCCGCCGCAUGCGCAGCUGGAAGUCUCACCUCACCACCAUCCUUCGCGUGCGCUCUGCCAGCACCACAACCCUAACGACGCUAUCUCUAGCAUCCUCGACAUCCACAUCCACAUCCACAUCCACAUCCACAUCCACAUCCACAUCCACAUCGACAUAGAAGCGAGGAAUUCCUCUGCGAACAACUCGAGCACCGCUGCAGUGACAAUCUCCUCCCGUCGCCGGUGGCACGCGCCUCUUCUGUGGGCGCUAUCAGCACUCCAGAGCCGCCCGGCGCAAGGCGCAGCAAGAGCGGGGGUAGUUUAACGCGGAAGGCGGCCAUGGCUGCGCAUGAGCGUGUCCCCGCGGUUGGAUGUUUCGCCGCCGGAGGUCGCGUUUCCCCCGUGCCGCUGCAGCAGCCGGGGUCGGACGAUCGGCUGCUCGAGCAGCUAUCGGCGCUGUCAGUGCACAUGCAGCAGAAAUUGCGGCAGAAGGAGCAGCAGCAACAAGAACAAGAACAAGAACAGAAUCAACAACAGCGGCAGCUGUGCGAGCAAGCGUCACAGUCGCAGCUGCCGCCAUCGCUCCCUCGCAACACGCCCGCCGCAUCUCAUGACAACCUAAUGGCGCCCUCUCCUCCCCUCGCCUACCCCUCUCCUCUCGCCCCUCCUUCUUCCCCCAUGCGCACGCCGCCCUUUGCGCACGCCCCCGCCUCCUCCCCGCCUCUCCUCCGCGCAUGCAUGAGCCAGCCCUCCCUCUUGCCCGCCGACGCCUCUCUCUCACCCCAACCCCCCCCGUCACCUCGUAACGGGUUCGCGCGCCCGCACGCGUACGCGCGCGCGCACUGCUCCGCAGCCCCCGUUCCCCCUGUUCCGCAAGAGGUGACUCUGCUCCCCAAUUGGGCCUCCGCAGCCACAAUCCCGCACAUCCCCGCGCCCGCACCCGGCGGGGGUGCGCACAAUUCCCCCAUGGCGCACCACUUUCCACCGGCGUUUCGCCCGGCGGAGGAUUUUGGCCACUCGCUCUCGCUGCACAAUUCGAACCCCUCCAUUCAGCCGCACGAUCAUCCUUACAGCGCUUUUCAGCCGCACGAUCAUCCUUACAGCGCUUUUCAGCCGCACGAUCAUCCUUACAGCGCUUUUCAGCCGCACGAUCAUCCUUACAGCGCUUUUCAGCCGCACAAUCUUGAAGCCGUGAACGCGCCGCCAGGAUGCGCGCACGGGGGGGAGACGGAGCCGCGGCUAAUCAAGUUGGGCUCCGACCCCGGCAGCUGCAGCAGCUGCGGUUGCGGCGGGAUUUGCGGCGGGGGGUGUGGGAACGGCGGCGGCGGCAUGUGCAGCUGUAGCACGAGCAGUGGCGGCGGCAGUGGGGCCAGCGGGGGGGUGGGCGGCGGAAGCAUGGAGGCGCAGCAGUGGGCGGAGCAUAGGGGCGGCGGAGGGAGCGGUGUUGCGGGUGGCGCGCGGAAGGGGAUGCGCCGAGUGCAGUCGGAGGCCCCUUUUGCCCCGUCGGGGGAACAGCGCCAGCUGCCCAUAGGGGGGCGCUUCUGCGCGGAACGACCUGGCGUCCGGGAACUCGUGGGCGCUGGCGGGAUGGCGGACAGAGGUGCGGGUAGGGAUGGGGGGACGGAUGGGGGGAGGGACGCGGGGAGGGACGCAGGGAGGGAUGCGGGGAGGGAUGCAGGGAGCAACGGUCCGCAGCCCCUCUUGACGAGCUUGGGCGGAGCGGGGUUUCUCCAGAGCGUGGAGUCGUCCUCGCUCUCCCUCUCCCUCUCCCUCUCCUGCAGCAGCCUGGGCGCCGCAAGUGACGGCAGCGGCAGCGGCAGAGAGAGGGAGGGGGGGCCCGAGGCGGACAUGGAGGCGGAGUCGACGUUCAAGCCGCUGCCCCGCCGCAAGCUGCCGUCGCUCGCCUCUGCUGCUGCUGCUGCUGCUGGUGGUGGUGCUGCUGGUGGUGCUGCUGCUGCUGGACUGACAAGGCAGAGGGGUCUAUCGGCGUUCAUUGGGGGCAAGUCGCGCUCCUUCUCCUCUCUCGCGGACGUGGCGGCCGCCCGCUCCAUGCGCGACCUUGCCAAGCCCCCGCGCCGCACGCCCCUCCACACGCGCGCCCUGCACCUCUCCGCUCGCACCCGCCGCCACCGCCGCCACCACCAUCACACCCACCACAGCCAGCACAGCCUGAUCCUCGGUGCUGCCUCGUACCCCUCUUUCCCAUCCUCGUCUUCCUUCCCCGCCCCUGCCACCGCCACCGGCACAAUCACCAGCGCCGGUGCCGGCAUGAACCCUUCAUUCCCUGCUGGGGUCCCGUCAUCUCCCCCCGCCAGGUCGCUUGCCCCCGGCAGGCGGCCCGCAGGUGGCAUCAGCAAGCGCACAGCUGCGCCGCCGCUGCACCCACGCGCCACGCUCGCCCUCGCUGCCGCCUUGGGGGGCCUGGGGGAAAUGGGGGAAAUGGGGGAGGCUGGGGGGGUUGAGGGCGGCAGGUGGAGUGGCACGAGGGGGGAAGGGGCAGCAGGGGAAUUGAAAGCUGGUAGUGGCGCUGGUGGUGUAGCAGGGAUGGGAGGAGGGGCGUUAGGGUUCGGAGGGAGUGGGGUUGCAGCAGCUGCUGCGGCGGCGGCGGCGGGGGGUGUGGGUGGUGCAAUAGAAGUAGGAAGUGGGGAGUGGGAGGUGAGGGAGAUGUGGCGGAUGGAGACGGUUCCAGAGUAGGGGUGGAUUGGCAGGAGAGAAUCAGGUGCAAUAGGGCUGUGGUGUGGUGUGGUGCGGUGUGAUGUGGUGUGGUGUGGUGCGGUGUAACGCAUCUCACAAGGAGUCUCUCGAGCCUCUGUAGUUGACGAGCACUGGGAGCUGCUUGAGGAGAACUUGUCUCUGAAAUGCCUCAGCUGUUCCUAGCAGGAGGGUAGUUUACCGCAGCAGCAGCAGCACCAGCAGCAGCAACAUCAUCAUCACCACUAGCAGCAGCAGCAACAGCAGCAGCAGCAGCAGCACCAGCAGCAGCAGCACCAGCAGCAGCAGCAGCAGCAGCAGCGGCAGCAACAGGAACAGCAGCAGCAGCAGCGGCAGCAGCAGCAGCAGCAACAGCAGCGGCAGCAGCAGCAGAAGCAGCGGCAGCAGCAGCAACAGCAGCGGCAGCAGCAGCAGCAGCAGCGGCAGCAGCAGCAACAGCAGCGGCAGCAGCAGCAGCAGCAACACCUCCCAACCUAUUUGCUGUGGUUGGUCUGUGGUCUCACAACAACAGCAUCACCUGAGUGCUCUCACUGCACAUGGUCAGCUGAUGGGUGGAACACAGUGGGCUGCUGCUACCACCACGACAAUGACUACUGGGUACCGGAAGUGGUUUCACAGCACAUGUCACUUGGCCAGCUGAUGCGUGGAUGGGUGGAUGGAUGGGAGUGGCGAAGCUUCUCCAUUCACCUCCUACGCUUGUGGAACAACCCUCCCCCCUCUUCCUCCCCCCCCUCUUCCCCCCCCCGCUCUUCCUACCCCUCCCUCUUCCUCUCCCCCCCCCCCGGUUCGCCCUUUUGUUUCCUCCUCAUCCAAUCUGCAAGGCGUGCUCCAGCUCACCAUGUGUGGGUAUGGGGCUGGCACACCGCGGCUCUCCCGCUUGGUUUUGACGAGACACAUCGGCCGCUUCGCGACCUCCUUUUCAGGCUGUGAGACAGGGAUGUACGUCCACAUGCAAGCACCAAUAGCAGCGACUGUAAUACCUGCUAGAGCUUAUAUAGCAUCAGCACCAGCAGCACCACUACCGGCAGUAGCAGCAGCAGCAGCGGCGGCAGCUGUGUAAUGGGCUAUCUUUCGUAAUGGGUAAGUAUGUCAUUGACAGAUGCUAUGCUGCUUGCAAGCUACUGCUGCUUGCAGGGUGCUGCUGCGUGCGGGGUGCUGCUGCAUGCGGGGUGCUGCUGCGUGCGGGGUGCUGCUGCGUCAUCAUCCGCGUCCUGUAUAGUGCAAUUACUACCGUGCCUAGGAGUUGGCUGCUGCAACAGCCUGCUGCUACCACCACUACUACCCAAAACGUUCUUCUACUGCUACUACAAUAUAGUCCUGUGUGUACCGGUAAUGUGAGGAGCUCUAGUACUGGUGUUGGGACGAUGAAGCUCCUGCCUUGCGCCGGCUGCAGUUCGUUUCCCCCGACUAAGUGUUGGGUCGGGUUGUGCCGUGCUGUGGUUGAAGUCGUUUUUGUCUUAUGAGCUUGAAAGAUGAACUGGCAGCCCCCCCCGUGCUAUUUUAGACUGGUUCAAAUCUUAGAACGUGGAAGGAGCUAUAUUUUGUGCUCGCGGGGUUCACAUGAAUCAUUCAGAGCUUGUAGUGUAGUGUAUAUUGCA